AUGGUGCUGCAGUCGUCGAGCUUGGAGCUCUCACAGUACCUGCCGGUCCUACUCAAGCUCGUCGUGCUGGUGUAUGCCGUGCUGUGCCUGGGCGAGCUCCUGCACAGAUGGUCAUCGGGCGGCCGCUGCUCGCUCUCCCUGUGGUGCCCGCCUGAGCAGCAAGCAGCAAAGCCAGGAGCAUCGCUGCAGUGCAGUGCAGUACUGGGCGCCAACAGGAGGCUGAUGAUGCAAAAUCAGAGUUCUUCUGCUGCUGCACCAAGCAAAGCACUGCUAUUUUCAGGCUCCACGAAGCAGGGACUGCAUGGAUGGCGAGUCGCUGCUCAACCAGAAGGUGCUGGAGAUGAUUCUUUAGAAGCUGCAAAGUGCAUGUUUCAUAUCCUUUAUGCAAAUGCAAGAUGGGAUUUGUUGCCUGUUGAUGACCCCAAAAAAAUAAGACUUGGAUUGAUGGACUUAUUAUCAUAA
Molecule: messenger RNA, 462 nt
Organism: Miscanthus lutarioriparius
Lineage: Eukaryota; Viridiplantae; Streptophyta; Magnoliopsida; Poales; Poaceae
Source: the annotation of a GenBank genome assembly